ACAACAUACGAAAGUGCGUCGCUUUUGCGUUCGAAUGCCAUCCCUUUCUUCCUAUCGGAAAGCAGCAUUCUCUACCCGUCUGUCGUUCCUCUUUGUCGACCCUUUCAGCUUUGGCGCGCGCUGCCAUCAGUCGGUCCUUUCCGCAUCAUCAAGAGAGACCAGCCAAGCUCCUGUGGCAGUUUUCCUUUACCUUGUUCUGUGGACGUCACCUUUUUCCCUUCCCCUACCAUGGAGCUCAUCUACGACUCGACGCCUGCGGCUCUCGCCACCGUCCUCUUGGCUCGCUAUGUUCAGCCGUGUCUCCUCCAGCGACAGCCGCCGCUCUCUCUGUCCCUCUGCUUUCUCGGCAAUGAGGCGAAGGCGUACCUGAAAGCCCAAGAGGCGGAGCUUCCCGUGCUCCUGGCUGCCAAAGAAGGCGCGGGAGCAGAGCCGGCGUUUCCUCCCCUUCGCGAACCUGCGACGAUUCUGAGGCGCCUGGCCACGGAGGCGGCCGUCACACCCGCGUCUGGGAAGAGCUCGUCUGCCGGAGCUCUCUUGCUCGGUGGCGAAUCUGACGUUGAACAGGCACAAGUAUCGCAGUGGCUGUCCUUCUGCUGCGAGAACAACUUCGCGAUUCGCGGUGCUUCGCUCUUCCAGCAUCUCCACAGUCACCUGGCUACGCGCACUUUCUUCUGUGGAGACCGUCUCACCAUCGCAGAUUUCGCCGUCUUCGUUUCCUGCUAUGCCUGGAUGGCCUCUUCUUCUCAGAAAGAACGUGUCCUCUACUGCAAUUUAACCCGAUGGAUGGACUACAUUCAACACCUUCCGGGCGUCAUGAACGCUGUCGAGCAGCUUCCGCUUUUGAGCCUUCUUCCUCCGCCUCAGCCUGUUGCAGCGCCGCCGACCGACUCAGCUGCUGCUUCUACGCAGGCCUUGGCGAAGCAGCAGGCUGCUUCUGGAAGCAAGCAGGGAAAGAAGAAAUCUGGAGAACUGCACGUGAACGGCGACUGCAGGCCAAACGGUGAUGUUCCUAAGAGUCAGAAGAAAGAAGAGAAGGGGGACAAAGGUGCAGGUGGAGAUCACAAGAAAGUCAGUGGACGAGCAAAACAGAGCACACCCGGUUCGUCGAAAGGUGGAGCGCCUGGUGCAGACUCCUCGCGCCCCGUAGAGGACGUGACACGUCUCUGCAUGGUUGUGGGUCAGGUGAAGAAAGUCUGGAGACACCCUGAAGCAGACAAGCUGUUCUGCGAAGAAGUCGAUAUUGGUGAGCCACAGGUGCGCAUGAUCGCCUCAGGCCUUGUUCCUUACAUGAAGGCGGAGGAGCUAGAAGGUCAGAAAGUGAUUGUUUUGGCUAACAUGAAACCGAAGAAUCUCAGAGGAUUCCCCUCUCAUGGGAUGCUCGUUUGCGCCACAAGCAAGGAUCACUCGAAAUGUGAAUUGAUGCGGCCUCCCCCGGACACACCGAUUGGGGAAAGGCUCACCUUUGAAGGCCUUCAGGGUGAACCUGAUCCGGUCAUGAACACCAAAGAAGGGAAGUACCCUUUUGCUGCUGUUCAACCGCAUUUCUAUACUGAUGACAAUCGCGUCGGAAUGUACAAGACUCACAGGUUCAUGACAAAACAAGGACCAGUCUUCUGUGACUCUAUCGUCGGAGGCACCAUCUCUUAAUCAAUGGACUAACUUGUUGCUUCCAGCGCUUUUACCUCUACCACAACACGAAGCCGACUCACAGCUGCUCUUGUUAACAAAUGUCGUUCCCACAGUGGAGACUGACUUCGGUAAUACUUGUGUGUUUGUCUACAGCUCAGUGCCAUCGUUGGCUACUGAAGCGCAGUCAAAAUUCAAGCGGGGAUCACCAGUUGACUACGCAAUGUAGUCGUCAUCUAUGUGUUUCCUCAUGUUCGUCCUUGCAGACGACUAUGACCACGGAUGUUCGGUGCCUUUUCACACCAGAACCUUCUUGGUUUGCGCCGACUCUGUACAUCAAUGUCUUGUGGCCUGUUUCCAAGAGUAUGCUGUUACAUUGACGACAUGAACCCGGCUUCAGACUUAUAAUUGUGCUUAACGGAGCAACGGAUGCAGACA
Messenger RNA from Toxoplasma gondii ME49, 2064 nucleotides. Its product is annotated as tRNA binding domain-containing protein. Gene Ontology annotation, molecular function: tRNA binding. Lineage: Eukaryota; Apicomplexa; Conoidasida; Eucoccidiorida; Sarcocystidae. The transcript has 11 exons. The record is from RefSeq and is a predicted model, not a curated record. Bases 229 to 1647 code for a protein of 472 amino acids.